UUCGAUCAUGCUGGGGGUGGCUUUCUAUUUCUUGACGCGGUUGCUGAUGGAGCCGUUUGUUGUUGGGGCCUCUACUAACUUGUGAAGUGCUGGCUUUCUCAGAUUCACGCAGGGACACUGGUCUGAUUCUUAUAGCUCAAUAACUGGCACAGCAGAGAGAGAAGAAUGGGCAUAAUGUGCUACUUUGUCAGUUUGUACUGCGUGUGCAUGUUAAUGCUGAGAGGCACAAUUGUGAAGAAAUGAUAUGUUCAAAUAAUUUAUGAGCAUCCUUUGCUCAUUCCAAUGGCAAGUACCGCAAAAAGACAAAUAAUGAGAGAACGCAGAAAUGCAGACAGAAUGCAAGAUGAUUGCAAACGUAUGUGUGCGUGCGUGGAUGCACACAUGUAUCAGUAAUUCUUAUUAGAGAAAAAUAUCUACCAGUUGCACUCACAAUUUUAAUUUGCAGGGAAGAGAAGUUCUAGAAAGCAUAUAUCCUGAAAUAAAAAUAUGGUGUGGCCAUACAUUAUGAUGAUAUGUUUCCGUAACUAUGACGAUUUCCUUGCUCGUAAGCAUUAAUUGGGAACGCAUAUUCGACACGCUAUGACACUUUGAUUCAAAGGGUAACUACUACCUGGUAGUGUCUAUUAUGUGGGAGAGAGGAUCAAGUCCUGAUCCAUGUGAUCCUUUCUAAAAGUAAAGGUUACAAAGUUGCUGACUUUUGUAAAAAGGAGAAGGGGGGCAAUGAGUCAGCGAGUUAGCUGAUGAUAGGUGAAAAGCCUCAAUAAUUAAACUCUCCUUCAAGUCUACCUAUAUAUAAGCACUUACAUGAUGAGUGAAGACAAUUGCAGGAAAAGGCAAGCUUUGCUAGCUAGAGAAGAAAAUAUCUAUCAAGUCUUGGUAGUCAUGGGAAGGCCACCUUGCUGUGAUAAGGUUGGAAUCAAGAAAGGGCCUUGGACUCCUGAAGAAGACAUCAUACUUGUUUCCUACAUUCAGCAGCAUGGACCUGGCAACUGGAGAUCUGUUCCUACUAACACUGGUUUGCUGAGAUGUAGCAAGAGCUGCAGGCUGAGAUGGACCAACUACUUGAGGCCGGGGAUCAAACGUGGGAACUUCACUGCACAUGAAGAAGGAAUGAUCAUCCAUCUCCAAGCCAUGCUGGGUAACAGGUGGGCAGCUAUAGCCUCAUACCUUCCCCAGAGAACAGACAAUGAUAUCAAGAACUACUGGAACACCCACCUCAAGAAGAAGAUCAAAAUGUUGUCUCCAUCAAAGGAUGCCUACAUUUCUUCAUCCGAUACUGAUAUCUUGAAACCAGAGAUUCCAGAAGCUACUUCAACAACCCGAAGCACUACUUAUGCUUCAAGCACGGAGAAUAUCUCAAGACUUCUUGAAGGGUGGAUGCGAUCCUCAUCACCAAACGCUAACACCACCAUCAACAACAGCAGCAACAUUCAGAUGACAGUGAAAGAAAAUGAGGUCAGAGACAACGAGAAAGAACUCGAGUCACUUAUUUUGUUUGAGAACCUUAGCAACACUGUUAAUUGGGACAAACUCACGACUGAAUCAGAUAGUGAGGUGAAGAACGAGCAACCUCCAUUGUUCUUUCUGGAGAAAUGGCUGCUUGACGAGGCGUCCGGGCACGUUGAUGAGCUAGUGGAUGUUUCAAAUACAGCAAUGCUCAUCUAAAUGUCCUUAAAAUGCUCCGAGUAUGGGAAGGGAAAAAAAAAAUUAAAUGUAUGGCUUGUUAUAUAACAAUAUAUGCAUGAAAAGGAUGAACAUACUGUGAGAUUUGGCUCUCAAGUGUAAGAAAUAAUAUAUGAGCAAAUUCUCAUGGAAUAUUAUUGAAUAAAUAGUUGGGAGGAAUGAAAAGUAAAAUUUCAGUCA
This is a messenger RNA of Asparagus officinalis (garden asparagus), 1863 nucleotides long. RefSeq names its product transcription factor MYB30-like. Gene Ontology annotation, biological process: response to auxin. The coding region runs from base 805 to 1665 and encodes 286 amino acids. The transcript is spliced from 5 exons. Lineage: Eukaryota; Viridiplantae; Streptophyta; Magnoliopsida; Asparagales; Asparagaceae. The record is from RefSeq and is a predicted model, not a curated record.